UUAAACAUGACACUGUUCAGUCUGACAGCGCUUUAAACUUUAGGAUUAUUUAUUAUUAUUACAUUUACCCCGAUACAAACCUCCCGUCACUUUAACUUUACAUGAGCUCGUGUUUUAUCCGGUGUAAACCCGGUUGAUCUGAGGUUUAUCAGUGUUUCUCUGUUUCUCUGAGGAGUUUUUCUGCUUCAGUCUCUUUUUGUGAUGGACUCAAACCCGGAGAAUCUGUUCAUUAAACCUGGUAACCAGGAGCGCGGCUGGAACGACCCUCCUCAGUUUUCUUAUGGACUCCAGACGUCACGAGGAGCUCACAGGAACCUGCUGACCAAGAGAGCGCCCCCUGCAGGAACCCCGCCCAUGACCCCGCCCACGACCCCGCCCACAUCUGCUCUGACUCCACCCAGAUCUGCAGUAGCUCCGCCUCCUUUCAGUCCAGCUCCUCCUCCCAUUGGCUCCCCUGUGGUCCCGCCUCCUGCCUCUGGUCCAAUCAGAGCUCAGAGUGAUUCUGUCCAAUCAGAGCGCGAGCCCGAAGUGGAGGAAGUGAUGUCAGUGCUGAACGCCGCUCUGGAGGCGUGUCACGGAACCACCAGUGUGCAGGUCUGUGCAGAUGUGGGGAAGAGGCUGCAGCUCCUGGAGACGUCCUGGAGCAGAGGAAGACUGAGCUCCACCGUGAAGAGGAGGAUGAAGAGGCUCACCACAGAUCUCCGGUCCGGUCUGUGGGACUCGGCGGACGAGGCUCACCGCUCUCUGAUGGUGGAUCAUGUGACUGAGGUCAGCCAAUGGAUGGUCGGCGUCAAACGACUCAUCGCAGAAACCAGGAAACUGAGUCCAGACCAGCUACGACCUCUGACCCGAGGACUGGACCGGGACCGGGACCAGGACCCAAACCCGGACCCAGAGCGGUCUGACCCGGACCAGGACCAAACCCAGGACCCGGGUCAGGACUGAGUCUGAAACCUCAGCUCUUUAUGAGACUUUAAAGUGAAAUGGACAAACUGUUAAUGCA
Messenger RNA from Periophthalmus magnuspinnatus, 1003 nucleotides. RefSeq names its product steroid receptor RNA activator 1 (gene sra1). NCBI's taxonomy places the organism in Eukaryota, Metazoa, Chordata, Actinopteri, Gobiiformes, Gobiidae. The transcript has 6 exons. The coding region runs from base 202 to 945 and encodes 247 amino acids. Gene Ontology annotation, biological process: regulation of transcription by RNA polymerase II. The record is from RefSeq and is a predicted model, not a curated record. Gene Ontology annotation, cellular component: nucleus.